Naegleria fowleri is the source of this 615-nucleotide messenger RNA. RefSeq lists its product as uncharacterized. Gene Ontology annotation, biological process: glutathione metabolic process. The transcript has a single exon. The record is from RefSeq and is a predicted model, not a curated record. NCBI's taxonomy places the organism in Eukaryota, Heterolobosea, Eutetramitea, Acrasida, Naegleriidae. Bases 1 to 615 code for a protein of 204 amino acids. Gene Ontology annotation, molecular function: glutathione transferase activity.
AUGACCUUGGAAAUUGUGUAUUUUCCAGCUGCAGGAAGAGCAGAAUUGUUAAAGCUAAUCGCCGAGUAUGGUGGACUUGAAUACAAGUACACAGGUGUCCCUCGUCAAGAUGAAUGGCCAAAACUCAAGCCAAACACUCGUUAUGGCCAAUUACCAUACCUCAAGGUCAAUGACGAUGUCGAUAUUUAUCAAACCAUUGCUAUUGCAAGAUAUUUAGCUCAAGAAACCAAGUUGUAUCCUGAGGAUCGUUUGAAGGCUACUCUUUCUGAAGAGUAUAUUUUGGCUAUCAGUGAUGUUUUGGGAAAGUUCUUUGCUCUGUCUGCCAUCACCGAUGAAGAAGCCAAAAAGGAAGAAGUUAAGAAGAUUGUCGAAGGACCACUUAGAGUCACUUUUGGUUCACUGAAUCAAACUUUGGAGAAGAAUGGUGGAUACUUGGUGGGUGAAAUUUCUUGGGCUGAUUUUUACUUGUAUGAAGCUCUUCAAUUUUUGGAGUCCAGAGUGAAUGUGACUCAAGAAAUUCCUCAAUGGCCUAUUCUCAAGAAGAAUAUUGAAGGAAUUGAAAAGAUCAAGUCCUUCUUGGAAAGUGACAGAAAUUUAAAGCGUAUUAAACAGUAA